Molecule: messenger RNA, 1445 nt
Organism: Culex pipiens pallens (northern house mosquito)
Lineage: Eukaryota; Metazoa; Arthropoda; Insecta; Diptera; Culicidae
Exons: 2
Coding region: 952-1413 (153 amino acids)
Source: RefSeq, a predicted model, not a curated record
CUUUUCUUGUGAAGGUGUGGAGCAUGCAUUCGUUGUCAUUAAUACAAGGAUUCCCAGAAGAGCUUCAUGAUAAACUAUGAUUUUCAAGGAGGGGCGUUAUACAUUCUGUAACAUUUUUCAGAGUGGACGAAUCACUUCGCACUCUUCGGCAAAGUUGUUCGCUGGGACACGAACUGAAAACUCGUGUAAAAAAAUCCAAAAUCGUUAAAAGACUCAUACAAAUGCGACAAGGUAGCACAAUCACAACGAACUUCUUUAAAGUGUAUACCGUUGUUAAAUUGACAACGGAUCGAACACGCUUCCAAUCCGUGUUCGAUAACGGUGUCCUAUACGGUGAUUCAACCAAAUACACCGAUGCACUCCAAAAAUAAAACAUCGCUCCUUCGCUACGUUACUUGCCUGUAGUUAUGAAUGAACCUAGCGUCCUGUAAGUACCCACGGGUAUCACUGACACCGGACAACGUUCUUAUCAAAUGUUUACCGUCCAGAACGCGCACACGGAUCGAUCGAACUUGCCAACAAGUCAAGAAGAAAGGGCGUUUCGGUCUAGUUUCCCUCGCAGCGCACAAACAGCUGAUCAAAUCACGCCCCGAGGGAACUGUGUUUACACCCUCGGGGUUCUGUACUGCGAGAAUGUCACCACAAACGCGUUUGCUGGAAUUUACUGAUAACCGAUGCCGCGUUGUUUAUUGCGUAACGGACACUCUCAUCGAGGAAUGUCGUUGCGCUACCGCCUUUGCAUUGGGCAUAUGAUUUUCGGCAAAUCAUUACAUAAAAAUGGCAAUGUCACGGCUAGGGCCAACCUGCACGAGUAGAACCAGUCUUUGUAGCUUCAAAAUCCCAAAAUUGUAUAGGUAUAAAAGUUGUGGGUGAACCAUCCAAAUCAGUACACAACAUCAGCGCACUUCAGCUAGUAAGCAUCCAAAGCCCAACCACCAAAAAUCAACAAUCAUGAAGUUCUCCACCACCGCCACGUUCUUCGCCGUCGCCCUCUGCGUGGCCAGCUUUGCCGAAGCAAAGCCAACGUUCAUCACCAAGAAGAUCCUCAAGAAGUACGUCGUGCCCCGUGUCCUGUCCGGCGAGUGGAAGCUCCCCAGCCUGUACAUCCCAUACCCACUGUCCCUGUGGCUAGCGGGUGCCGAGACGGCCAGCCCACCGGUCUACCAGUCCCUCCCAGAGGACGAAGUCCUCAUCGACAACUCCGCGCCAGUUGAAAUCCCAAACAGCAAGGAGUUCAACGCCGUUCAACCCGUUCCCCAGCAGCAGCAGCAGCUGCCCAUCGAGAUGAACGUUCGCGGACCAGUCUACAUUGCCGAAACGCCCGCCGUCCGGCAUAUCGCUCCGCUGCCCCAGGGAUACACCGAAGAUGUGCACAUCCAGAACGUGCAACCAGCGCCGGGAACGGUAGCGUAAGGUGUUAUGAACAGUUUGUGUUUAAAUCGAGA